GGGACAGCCGAAACACCCAGAGAGCGUGAUGGCACGGCAGAGGGAAAACCAAAGAACGAACGGGUAUGGCGACAGAGAGCGAACGUGGGGAAGAAGUCUAUUGCGUAUGUGAAGGACGGUGUGAUGAAAGCCGGCAGGCACUGCAGAGACAUAAGAAAGAGGCUAGCAUGGGCGAAUGGGCGUGCCAGAACUAGUGUCUAAGGACGAUCUCCGCUGGUUUAGAGGAGUCAUGCGCUGGAUUGUGGCAGGAUGGACAGGUCAAACCGGGGGUCUUAUGACGCUUGGCAAGCGCAAUACGACGCAAGAGCCGAGCGCGACCACCACACAGACCACUCUUUUCUUCCGGGGCCCUCUGGUAACACGCACAUCCUUCUCCCAUCCCUCGCUCGCAACGACCACUGACGAACCGGACCACGACAGCACACGAUAAUGAGCAAUGACCGAACUCCGUCGAAAUCGCCGGCAAGACGGGCGUCUUUGAUAUCCGCGCUCUCAGCAAAGAUUGGAAAAGUGCUGGGCGACGUCGACGAGAACCACAGCACGAGGCGCAGCGACUUCGACGACAGAUCGUCUGUGAACACCAAGACGGAGAUGGUGGAAGAAGGACAAGACAUUGCUGUCCAAAGACCACAGAACGAACGUUCUGUAUCCCGAGGAAGGGACAAGCUCCAUUCCUCAGGUAGAGGCGGCGCAGGUAACAUUCGUCGCAAGGAUACUGCAGAGGAGCUUUCCAGCCCAGUCGUAGUCGGCAGGGAACCUGAUUUGUCGUCCCCCGUCCGACGGGGGCGCGAGGGCUCGUCUGAAGGUGAAAAGUCGCCAUCUCAAGCUGUUGGCCGUGGAGGCAUUGGAAACAUUCGCUCUCGCUCUCGUGCACGCGCAGCUUCCAGGGUUCCGGAGGGCAAUACUGAGCUCACGGCCUUCAUCCUUACCGAUGCUGCUAACACCAAUGCAGAGUAUGAGCGCAAUGUGAUCCAGAACAGUCAGGACUCUGCCAAAAUCGUGCAAAAGUCUGGCCGUGGCGGUAUUGGCAACAUCACCAAAGCUUCCAAGUCUCGCUCUCGCUCUGGUUCAAUCAACGUCCACUCCACUGGUCGUGGCGGAGCUGGAAACUUGCAGCCAGGUUCCCCCAUUGAUGCAGAAAACGCGGAGCUGCUGGAAGAAUUUGAAAGGCUUCGUCUCGAACACGAACAUGAAGAUGGAAUACAUUCGACUGGUCGAGGAGGUUUGGCGAAUAUGACGCGAGCGCAGAGCCCGCCUCCAGAGGGGCAUCCGCAUUACAGUGCCUAUUACGAAUCUUUGGGUCGAGGGGGAGCAGGGAACAUCGUUCGUUCUCGCUCUGCCUCGCGAGACCCCGAAGGUCGCGCUCGAAGUUCAUCCAAGGUAGCCAAAUUGUGGAAUAAGAUGUCCCGCAGCCGUUCUCGUGACGUCCGCGAGGAGGAUGACGCUAGCUUCGACAGGAGCAGCGCCGAUUCGACUACUACGACCAUCGCUGGUCACCCGAUCCAAGAAUGACUUGCGGCGAGGCGUGCUGGUGUGGCUUCGAAACGAAGACGCUUGGCUCAACGCCGUCAGGAGGCCAUCCUCUUGGCUAACCUCAAUCGAGACGGCACAUCUUCGUCACAACUUCCUUUCACUCGACGUCAACAAUUCGCCAUCCCGCAUGCCUCGUCGUUAAGCAUCGUCACUAAUUCUGACUCCACUACUUCUUCUUCUAGUUACUCGAUCCAUUCUGCUCGCUCUUUCCCCUCUUCAAAUGCGCCUUCUUCCCCCACUCAUUCCUCUAUUGACAUGCCACCCCCCUCACCCUCAUUACCUUCCUCUCCUACAUCCGCCACCACGUCCACCACAUCACUGACACCUACGACACCCAAUGGCUUUAUGACCUCGGAUGACUACUCAACAGCGUCACAGAGGUCGUCUCCCUCACGUACAAUGAUGCUGAGUGCCAUUCCUCUUCGACAAACUAUCACGCUUGUCACACAAGACCAGAAGUCCUUCGUCUCAGCCUCGUCCUCAAAUUUACCAACUGUCUAUGAAGAUUCAGAGUAUGCAUCUUUCCUUGAUUUUUCGUAACAUUCGCUCCUUUUUUUGUCUUUUUUCUUUCUUUUCCUCUUCGUUUAUUUUUUCCUGUGCUUUAUAAUCUUCUUUGGCCUCGUGCUGUUGUGUUUUGGUUCUCUCUUUCACUUUUCAGUUUCGGUGUGUGGUUAACUCCGCUCCUGCGCUUUGGAGCCUUCCAUUCAUUGCUUCAACUAUGCCAUCUUCAUCAGCUGAACUCUCGUUGCUUCUUUGCUUUCUUUUCUCUGCUUAUCUAUUUCUUAUCUAUGCCGUGCGUCGGAGCCAAACGAAGGGUUGUAUGUGCCAUUAGUUGUACUCAUAGAGCUCACGGGACUGUUGGAUGUUUCCAAGUUCCCCUACCAUAUGAUCCGC
This is a messenger RNA of Somion occarium, 2427 nucleotides long. The record is from the annotation of a GenBank genome assembly. NCBI's taxonomy places the organism in Eukaryota, Fungi, Basidiomycota, Agaricomycetes, Polyporales, Cerrenaceae.